AUGAGUCUGUACAUUAGACGUUUUAUGGCCUCGUCGGCGGUUCGACUCAACACGGCAGUCAAGGCUGCUGCUGUGACGGAGUCUGUGGCCACGGAGGAACCUGUUGCCGCGAAAACAGAGCCCGUUUCCAACGUUCUGGACGAGCUGAAAAACCUGUCCAAAGACGAGUUCGAAGAGCUCUUGAACUCGACCCCAAUGCCAACACUCAACAGAGACGAUUUGGCCAUGCGCAAGUUCAAGCGUCUGUUCAAGGCGUUCGUCAACAGAGGCGAGCAGGAGUCGUUUUCUGCGUCGAAAUCGAUGAUCGCAGACUACCCUAAUCUGAUUCCAACAGGACAGGCCGAGCCGUACUCGGAGUCAGAGCUGGUGGUGCGCCAGCGGUACCACGACAAGAUCCUGGGCGGGCUGGGGGCCGAUGUGCAGGCCGUUUACAGGCCCCACGAGCUGAUCAGCCGGCCUCCUUCGGCGAACCAGAUCACCGUCCAGAAACUGCUCGCAGCAGGAGCACAUCUCGGCCACUACACCCAGCUCUGGCAGCACAAGACACAGCCCUACAUUUACGGAAUAUACGACGACCUGCACAUCAUCGAUCUGGAGCAGACGUUGACCCAUCUGCGGCGUGCGGCCAAGGUGGUGGAAGGUGUGGUUGAGAACGGAGGUACCGUUCUGUUUCUGGGGUUGAAAGAGGGCCAGCUACGGGCGGUGCGUGCUGCUGCGGGCCGGUGCAACGGGAUGUACGUGGCCAGCAAGUGGGUUCCGGGAACGAUCACCAACAGUUUGCGGAACGCCAAGCCGCGUAUCGAGGUGGACAUGAGCGACGUCCCAACGGGCCGGGACCUGACAGACUUCGAAGAGAGAUCAACGUUGAAGCCGGACCUGGUGGUCACUCUGAGUGCGCUGGACAGCAAAACAGCCCUGGGAGAGGCAGCACAGUCCCGGAUCCCUAGUAUCGGUAUCGUGGACACCAAUUGCGACCCAGACCUGGUGACAUACGCUAUUCCUGCCAACGACGACAGCAUCAGAGCUACGAAUUUGAUUUGCGGAGUGCUGGCAAAAGCAGCCGAGCGCGGAUACCAAAGAAGAAUGGACUUGGUGUUGAGAUAUAAAAAACAGCAUGGAGCAGACAGUACGACUCCAGUUUCUCAGAUCGACUUUGAGGCGGCCAACAUGGCCAAUUAG
Molecule: messenger RNA, 1179 nt
Organism: Ogataea philodendri
Lineage: Eukaryota; Fungi; Ascomycota; Pichiomycetes; Pichiales; Pichiaceae
Exons: 1
Coding region: 1-1179 (392 amino acids)
Biological process (GO): translation
Cellular component (GO): ribosome; mitochondrial small ribosomal subunit
Molecular function (GO): structural constituent of ribosome
Source: RefSeq, a predicted model, not a curated record